Molecule: messenger RNA, 2976 nt
Organism: Anolis sagrei ordinatus
Lineage: Eukaryota; Metazoa; Chordata; Lepidosauria; Squamata; Anolidae
Gene: GLS
Product: glutaminase
Biological process (GO): L-glutamine catabolic process
Molecular function (GO): protein binding; glutaminase activity
Source: RefSeq, a predicted model, not a curated record
GCCACUUCCCUCCGAGGCGGCGGCGGGAGAGGAUCUCGGCGCGAUGAUGCGUCUCCGGAGCCCGGCGCUGCUGAGGGACCUGCUGCGGCUGAGCCAGGGCGGCCCGCCGGGGGUGGUGGUGACGGGCGGGGGCUGCUGCCGGAGGGCUCCGGAGCUGCGGUGGCUCCGCCCGGCGCCUUCCCUGCGCCUCGUGCCUCGCUCCAUGUGCACCCGCUCGGAGGGGAUCCUGGAGGAGCCCGGCAAAGGCCCGCCGCCUGCCUCCGCCUCCUCCUCCUCUUCGGAAACGCCCAGCAACAACGGCGGCCACAACGCGGGCCCAGGCCAGGAAGCCGGUGGAUUGGGGGACGAUAAGACGAAGCAAGGUCUCUUGCCUAGUUUGGAGGAUCUGCUGUUUUAUACCAUUGCAGAAGGACAAGAAAAAAUACCAGUUCAUAAAUUUAUUACGGCUCUAAAAUCUACUGGUUUACGUACAUCUGAUCCAAGACUGAAAGAAUGCAUGGAUAUGUUAAGAUUGACACUUCAAACAACAUCAGAUGGUGUUAUGCUAGAUAAAGAUCUCUUUAAAAAGUGUGUUCAAAGCAACAUUGUCUUACUUACUCAGGCUUUCAGGCGCAAGUUUGUAAUUCCAGAUUUUAUGUCAUUUGCUUCCCACAUUGAUGAGUUGUAUGAAAAUGCUAAAACACAAUCUGGAGGAAAAGUUGCUGACUACAUUCCACAACUGGCUAAGUUCAGUCCUGACUUGUGGGCAGUGUCUGUGUGUACAGUUGAUGGACAGAGACAUUCUAUUGGAGAUACCAAAGUACCAUUUUGUCUUCAAUCCUGCGUAAAGCCCUUGAAGUAUGCCAUUGCUGUUAAUGACCUUGGCACUGAAUAUGUACACAGAUAUGUUGGUAAAGAACCUAGUGGACUAAGAUUCAACAAAUUGUUCCUCAAUGAAGACGACAAACCUCACAAUCCUAUGGUGAAUGCUGGUGCAAUUGUGGUCACUUCUCUGAUCAAGCAAGGAGCAAAUAAUGCUGAGAAAUUUGACUAUGUGAUGCAGUUCAUGAAUAAGAUGGCUGGCAAUGAAUAUGUUGGGUUCAGUAAUGCCACGUUCCAAUCUGAAAGGGAGAGUGGGGACCGAAACUUUGCAAUAGGAUAUUAUUUGAAAGAGAAAAAGUGUUUUCCUGAGGGAACAGAUAUGGUUGGCAUAUUGGACUUCUACUUCCAGCUUUGCUCCAUAGAAGUGACUUGUGAGUCAGCCAGUGUUAUGGCUGCCACAUUGGCUAAUGGGGGAUUUUGCCCAAUCACGGGUGAGAGAGUCCUGAGUCCCGAAGCUGUUCGCAACACUCUGAGUUUAAUGCAUUCCUGCGGCAUGUAUGACUUUUCAGGACAGUUUGCUUUUCAUGUGGGUCUUCCUGCAAAAUCUGGAGUUGCGGGUGGCAUUCUUUUAGUGGUUCCUAAUGUUAUGGGAAUGAUGUGCUGGUCGCCUCCUCUGGACAAGAUGGGCAAUAGCGUGAAAGGAAUACACUUUUGUCAUGAACUUGUUUCUUUGUGCAAUUUCCAUAACUAUGAUAACUUGAGGCACUUUGCAAAGAAGCUUGAUCCUCGGAGAGAAGGCGGUGAUCAGCGGCUUUCCUAUGGACCAAUGGACUAUGAGAGUCUUCAACAUGAACUUGCAUUAAAAGAGACUUUGUGGAAAAAAGUGUCACCUGAGUCAAAUGAGGACAUCUCCACCACUGUAGUGUAUAGAAUGGAAGGCCGGGGAGAGCAGAACUAAAGGCUCAGGCUCUAGUGUCAGAGAGGCCGCUUCGUCUGUUAAACAUGAUCCAGAUCUUCUAGACCACAGAGUUCUAGAUAUUAAAGCUUUGUUCUUGUACUUUCAGUGUUUUCUAAAUACUGCUAGAGAUACCAAAAAAUAGUAUCUAAUUUUAUACUAAUUGCUUUAAUUGCUUUUUCAGAAAGCAGGUGGAAACCAAAUCUGAAAAUGUAUGUUGUUUAAAUUUUCAGUUGCAUCAUGCUUAAGGAAUGGAUUUAAAAGGGAAUUUUAAGAGUGAGGGGGAUGCCGGAAAAAUCUGUGGAAAUGCAAAUACAAAUAGUGUUAACUAUGAAGCAAGAAAAUGAGAACAGUAGAUAUAGGAGGAUUUAAUUGUCAAAUCAUACAUUUUUAUAAGUGGAUGUAUCUUCCAAUUGUUAGGAUGUCCUGGGGCAUUAGUAUUUAAUAGCCCCAUGUUGGAUAUGUUUUUCCCCAUAAGCUCUGAGGCUCUUGUUUAUUAAUCAAGGUAACUUGCUUUCAGUGUAAGCAGCAGCAAAUAUUCAACUUCUGCAGCAUGGACAAAACUGAAAACAAAUAUGUAAACAACUAUAUACCCAUAUAUAAAUGUCUUGCUUAAACACACUUAAAAUAUUAGUGUACUAGUGUACACUAGUGUACAUCUUCUAGUAACAGCACAUUAGAAGAGUCUGUUUAUAUUAAGCCUUCAGAUAUGACUGUAACAAUUGUUCAUGCACCAGGUUGAGAUACAGCUUCACAUACGUCCUUUCUAAUAUUAAUAGAAAGCUUCCUGUUUGCAAGAUUGGCCCAUUAAUUGCUUCCUUACUUAGUGUGGCUUUGCGGUUGUGACAGAUGGCCCCUACUUAGUAAGUGUCUAUUCGGGGAUGCGAGGAAAGACUCGUUUGCUUGCUAUGACAUUGUAGAAGGACUCUUGGAAAAGUUUACAUGUUUUAUUGCUCCUUUUUAAAAUAAAAAGAACAGUUUGCUACUUCUUAUCCUGGGUAAUGAGCAACGCUGCUUGUUCAUAAUGGGUUGCAGACCUUCUGGUAUAAAAAUCUCCAAAGUGACCCAACACAACAUUUUUAAAUUAUUAUGCACGUGUUAGUUACUCUGUGCCUAGAAGUCUAAUGACAUCAGUAGGUACUGGAUUUUUUUAAAUCCACAGUGUUGGUAGUCUUCCUAUGAUGAGAUAAACUUCAGCAAAAGCUAAGGCUAUAUCAAAA